This is a messenger RNA of Phragmites australis (common reed), 2976 nucleotides long. Its product is annotated as casein kinase 1-like protein HD16. NCBI's taxonomy places the organism in Eukaryota, Viridiplantae, Streptophyta, Magnoliopsida, Poales, Poaceae. Gene Ontology annotation, biological process: peptidyl-serine phosphorylation; signal transduction; endocytosis. Gene Ontology annotation, molecular function: protein serine/threonine kinase activity; ATP binding. Bases 585 to 2705 code for a protein of 706 amino acids. Gene Ontology annotation, cellular component: cytoplasm; nucleus. The transcript has 17 exons. The record is from RefSeq and is a predicted model, not a curated record.
CGCGCGGCGGCGGCUCCCGGUUUCCGCACGAUCGGAUCGUUCGUCGAGCGUCCACUGGUACGUGGGCGCGAUCCGAUGGGGUUUUGCCGGCCUGAUUCGAUCUCCGGCGGUGGAUUCGGGCCGGGAAAUGCUUCGGCUCUGACGAUAAGGUGCCUGUCUCGGGUUGUGUCAAUGCGGAUUUAGGAGAAACGCGCGGUUUGGGUGGGAUUGGCGCCUCGCGAUGGGUUUUGAUUAGUUUAGAGGUGAUUUGGCGCCCGAUUGGCGUUAAUCUGGCGGUAAAAGUGGGUUUUCCUGGGUGGAGUCCCCCUGGGAGGCAUCGGGUGAUGGAGAUGCAGAUGCCCCGCUUCCUUUUGUGCCGAUGGCGGCAUUCGAUUCCGCUUAAAGGACUGUGGUGAUUGGAAAGAAGGGCGAGUCUUUAAGGCGGUUCGCGAUGGCGAUGAAGGCCCCAGUUUGAUUCCUCCCCUCUUUUGUCCACCUGAACUCUGGUCAUAUUUUGGUUGCCACGACAUGAAGGAACAAAUGUCUUGAGCAAUUGAAAGGAGCAUUGAGGGGUGUAGCGCCAGCCUGAGUUGCAUGGAGGGAUAAUGCCAGAGCUGCGAAGUGGUGCUCGGAGAGCUCGUCUGAGGUCCAACAAGGUUGACGUCCAGGCUGCAGACCCAGUUCGGAGUCCGGUGGUACCAGCUCCACAGGGGAGGGCUGGAAAGCGUGGUGGUGCUGCGGUUGGCAGAGGUAACAAGGCAGCUGCUGAGGGAAGAGGGAAGCCUGCUUCGAAACAUAGAGGAAAGGGGCUCAGGGUUAUUGAUUUGCAGACUGAUUUGCCUUGCAAGAACCUCUCUGAAGCUGUUGCUGGAGAGGCAGUUGCCGGCAGAGCCCAGGAGGACCUUGGUUUGAACAAGGCAGCUGACCGGGCUGCCAGCUUGAGAAUGGAUGGUGAAAGUGCGGACAGAUUAGCUGUGGCAGAGGAUGAAGCCACAACAACGCCAGUGCCUGAGAGGGUUCAAGUAGGUAACUCCCCAGAAUAUUUAACUGAUAGGAAGUUAGGCAAAGGUGGAUUUGGUCAGGUCUACGUUGGCAGAAGAGUAUCUGGUGGAACUUCUCGUAUGGGUCCUGAUGCAUACGAGGUCGCACUAAAACUUGAGCAUCGAAGCAGUAAGGGAUGCAACUAUGGCCCCCCAUACGAGUGGCAAGUUUAUCACACUCUCAACGGUUGCUACGGCAUACCAUCAGUCCACUACAAGGGUCGCCAGGGAGACUACUACAUCCUUGUAAUGGAUAUGCUUGGUCCUAGCCUCUGGGAUGUUUGGAAUUCUGCAGGACAGUCGAUGUCUACUCAUAUGGUUGCUUGCAUUGGUGUUGAGGCCAUAUCUAUUCUUGAGAAACUUCACUCAAAAGGCUUUGUACACGGUGAUGUGAAACCAGAAAACUUUUUGCUUGGUCAGCCUGGAUCAGCUGAUGAGAAGAAGCUUUUCUUGAUUGAUCUUGGUUUAGCAUCCAGGUGGAAAGAAGCAACAUCUGGUCAGCAUGUUGAAUAUGAUCAGAGGCCAGAUAUCUUUAGGGGAACAAUUAGAUAUGCUAGUGUCCAUGCUCAUCUAGGUCGCACCGGUAGUAGGAGGGAUGAUCUGGAGUCACUGGCGUACACCCUUAUUUUUUUAAUAAGAGGAAGAUUGCCUUGGCAAGGCUAUCAGGGAGAUAACAAGAGUUUUCUUGUUUGUAAGAAGAAAAUGGCUACUUCUCCAGAGAUGCUGUGUUGCUUCUGUCCAGCUCCAUUCAAACAUUUCCUUGAGAUGGUCACUAAUAUGAAAUUUGAUGAAGAGCCAAAUUACCCAAAAUUAAUUUCUCUUUUUGAUGGUUUGACUGAAGGGCCUGCUUCAAGACCCAUCAGAAUUGAUGGAGCUCUAAAGGUUGGGCAGAAACGUGGAAGAAUGCUUGUAAAUCUCGAGGAUGAUGAACAGCCUAAGAAGAAAGUUAGGUUAGGGAGCCCAGCAACUCAAUGGAUCUCAGUUUAUAAUGCUAGGCGGCCCAUGAAGCAGAGAUAUCAUUAUAAUGUAGCUGAUUCAAGGCUUCACCAGCAUAUAGAAAAAGGUAAUCAAGAUGGCUUGUACAUUAGCUGUGUGGCUUCUCAAGCAAAUUUUUGGGCUCUCAUCAUGGAUGCUGGGACUGGGUUCUGUUCUCAAGUUUAUGAGCUCUCACAAGUGUUUCUACAUAAGGAAUGGAUUAUGGAGCAGUGGGAGAAGAGUUAUUAUAUAACAGCCAUAGCUGGAGCAAUCAAUGGAAGCUCAUUGGUUGUAAUGUCCAAAGGAACUCCUUACACACAGCAAUCAUACAAAGUCAGUGAAUCUUUUCCUUAUAAGUGGAUUAAUAAGAAGUGGAAAGAAGGUUUUCAUGUAACAUCUAUGGCUACUGCUGGAAAUCGUUGGGGAGUUGUCAUGUCGAGGAAUGCAGGCUAUUCUACUCAGGUUGUGGAGUUGGACUUUCUGUAUCCAAGUGAAGGGAUCCAUCGGCGAUGGGAGACUGGUUACAGAAUAACUUCGACUGCAGCUACGCCUGACCAAGCUGCUUUUAUCUUGAGUAUACCGAAGAGGAAACCAAUGGACGAGACACAAGAAACUCUUCGAACUUCCGCCUUCCCCAGCAAUCAUGUAAAGGAAAAAUGGACCAAGAACUUGUACAUUGCCUCGAUCUGCUAUGGGCGAACCGUGUGUUGACUGUUGAUGGCUAUAUCGAAGCUCCCAGCACUUAGGUAGUGUUUGUUUCAUGUAUGAGAUGAUCCCGGAUAUGUUUGUCCCUAUGUUUGGUUGGCUGAAAGCUAGCAGCUCGUUUAGGAUAGGGUGAUACAGAUUUUAAGAAUAUUCUCUUAAUAUACUGUACCACACCAUUCUUUUUUUGUGUGUGAAAGAGAGAGCUUUAUUAAAAAUUAAGUAAUGUCAUUACAGACUAAGACAUUGACACACUUAGGAAUACUAGAAGAAGACACAA